Molecule: messenger RNA, 1630 nt
Organism: Colius striatus (speckled mousebird)
Lineage: Eukaryota; Metazoa; Chordata; Aves; Coliiformes; Coliidae
Gene: CCDC78
Product: coiled-coil domain containing 78
Exons: 15
Coding region: 32-1630 (532 amino acids)
Cellular component (GO): cytoplasm
Source: RefSeq, a predicted model, not a curated record
GAUACCCUGCAAGGAUCCUGGCCCUGAGCACAUGGAGUCUGGAAAUGUGGCAGAGAAUAAGAAUGUGCAGCUGCAGGGUAGGAACGAGAAGCUGUCCCAUCUCACAGACCUGCAGGAGAGCACAGGGAAGCUGCCUGCCUCCAAACCUGAUUUGUCAGCCAGAAUGGUCUUUGAUGAAGAGGAAAAACUGAAGAUUUCCAAAGACCUCGUUGACCUCCAGAUUGAGACAAACAAAAUGAAGGAGCAGCACGAGACAGAGAGCUUUGAACUGAAAACGAUGCUCCUGGCCCUGGAGCAGCGUGUGCUGGAGCUGGAGCUGCGUGGGGAGAAGGUGAGUGGGGAGCGCGACGCCUUACGGGAGCAGCUGCAGGCGCUGGAGAGCCGUCGGAAGGAGCUGGCAGACGAGUACAUCAUUCUGAAGAGCAAUUACCUGGCCCUGGGCAAAGAACUGGAGCAGGAGGUUAUGAAGAAUGAAGAGCUGAGCCGAGAGCUGCUCAGCCUGGCCAGUGCCAGGAGCACCCGGCCCCGGGCACACAGCCACUGCUGCCCUGCCACAGCCCACGGAGCCUCUGCCCAGCUGGAAGGGGUGAGAGCAGCACUGAACACUUCCUCUGUCUCCCAGCAAAACCAGGCAGAAGAUCCAGUUACCUCUGCACAGGAGCAGCAGAAGCUGAAGGGAAACUUGCUUGGAAACCAGGACCAGAUAAAAGCAGAGCUUGAACAACUCAAGAAAGCCCACGACUCGCAGCAGCAGAAGCUGGAAGAGAGAGUGCUGGUGCUGGGGAAGGAGCUGCAGGAGGCGAAGGGAGCCAUCGGGGCCACCCAGCAGAAGCUGGCGGAGCAGUCGGCGGUGCUGCUCAGCUCCCAGAGCCAGCUCCAGGAGGUGGAGGCAGAGAACUCCCAGCUGCAGCUGGGGCUGAAGGCGCUGAAUGAGGAGUACCGUGGCCGCCUGGCACAGCACAGCCGGGACGUGGCGGAUUACAUGGACAGCAAAUCCAGCCAAGCCCCUGGGGAUGCCAGGGCCAUGAGGGGCUUUGUGGACAGGAUGCUGGGGGAGAUCAGGGCUUCCUACAGGUCUCGUGAGGAGCAGCUGGCCAGGGCAGCACGUGGCUACAAGAAACGCAUGAAGAACGUGGUCAAGAAGCAUGAGAACCUGCUGAUUGCUUAUGGGCGCCAGCGGGAGCAGCUCCGGGCCCUGGGCAGCAGCGCUGGGGACUGUGGCCCUGCCGAGCUCCACUUUGCCAUCACAGACCCAGAGCUGCUGACAAACACAACCCAGGAGCUCAACCGGCUGCGAGAGGCCAAAGCAAAGCUGGAGAUGCAGCUCCAGGACCUGCAGAAGGUGGUGGCUGAGCCACUGGCUCUGUGGCCGCAGCUGGGUGAGGAAGGCUGGGCACAAGUCAGGCAGCAGCUCCGGGAGUUCACACGCACCACGCAGGCGGGUUUGGAGCAGGAGAGGAGCCAGCUGCUGACUCGGGCUGUGGCAGCCGAAGAGCAGGUGUCAGAGCUGCAGGAGUACGUGGAAAAGCACCUGGCAAGGUACAAGCAGGAGCUGCUCCGGCUGCAGGAGGCGCCCCGGGCCAGGACUGCCAGCCAGCAGCCACAACCUGGCCCAGAGUCCAAGGGCUAA